AUGGAGGACGUCAACAACAGGGAGCUGAAGGAGGCACAGAAAAGGGACCAGGACAUCGGACCAGUAGUGCAGUGGAUGGAAGACGCUCACCAUCGUCCAAGAGGGGUGACAGUAGUUCCAAUGAGCCUGGCUAUUACUAGCAUGAGUGGUGUUGCUAAAAGAGCCCCGGACCAGACUGAUGGAAGAAGUAAACGAUGGCGUGGCAAGUGGACACAGGAAACGUGCAAGAUGUGUGACACCUGCAAUGCAAAGAAGAGGCCAGCGAAGAGGGGAAAAGCGCCUUUACAACUGUAUCAAGUCGGUACACCUACGGAAUGGAUUACAGUAGAUGUGGCUGUACCAUUUCCGGUGGCUGCAGCAGGCAACAGGUUCAUCUUGGUAGCUAUGGAUUUCUUUUCAAAAUGGCCAGAAGCCUACCCUAUCGCCAACCAUGAAGCAGUUACUGUAGCCGAAGUCUUCAGUCUUUUUGGAGCUGGCGAGUUGCACUCUGACCAAGGACGGGAAUUUGAGACGGCCGUAUUCCAAGAGUGUUACCAGUUGAUGGGAAUUAGGAACCACAACCAUGAAGCCACCACUUUCGCCCCUUCAAGGAUGAUGUUGGGAAGGGAGCUGCAUUUGCCACUAGAUUUGGUGACUGGGAAGCCACCAAACGAGGAAUUACCUGUAGCAACCAGUGAUUAUGCCAUUGAGUUACAACAACGACUUGAGGAGGUGAACCACCAGGUUUGCAGGUGA
Molecule: messenger RNA, 735 nt
Organism: Penaeus indicus
Lineage: Eukaryota; Metazoa; Arthropoda; Malacostraca; Decapoda; Penaeidae
Exons: 3
Coding region: 1-735 (244 amino acids)
Molecular function (GO): nucleic acid binding
Source: RefSeq, a predicted model, not a curated record